Molecule: messenger RNA, 4811 nt
Organism: Spizellomyces punctatus DAOM BR117
Lineage: Eukaryota; Fungi; Chytridiomycota; Chytridiomycetes; Spizellomycetales; Spizellomycetaceae
Exons: 7
Coding region: 850-4128 (1092 amino acids)
Biological process (GO): transmembrane transport
Cellular component (GO): membrane
Molecular function (GO): ATP hydrolysis activity; ATP binding; ABC-type transporter activity
Source: RefSeq, a predicted model, not a curated record
AUGAAUUCCAAGGACUCUCCUCCAAAACUCGUUUUAUUUUGGAGGUUAUUGUAGACAUGGUGGAGGUGGAAAAGGACGGGCUCGUCGGUCGCAUCUCCUACCAUCAACUCUAUCGGCAUGCAGACUAUAAGCCCUUGCUGCUUAUGGCGUUGGGCUCCCUCUCAGCUGGAGUCGCUGGGUGCACACGACCAUUAAUGACGCUCAUCUUUGCGGGUCUCGUAGAUGCAUUUACAGAGUAUCAGAGAGGUGUCACCCAGAGAGACGUCUUUGAAGGAGUCUUGGAAACACAUGUCUUGUACUUUGUCUACCUGGCUGUUGGCAUGUUUAUCACAAGUUAUCUCCAAAUGGUAUGUAUCUACUCUCCUAGCGCUAGCCAAAGAUUGACAGAGAAAGGGUUCACAGAGCUCAGAGAUAGAGAUACAAUGGACAAGGAAUACCAAUGGGUUUAUGCGAGCUUGCAUUAUAUAAUAGAAUUAGAAGGGAUAAACUACAUAUGCAAGGGUACACAGUGCCGACAGUGCGGCAUCCAACAUCAUGACAAGUAAUGUAUAUAUUGAGCUAUUGGCUUUUGCCAAUACAUACAUGACUUGAAUAUCUAUUUCUCGUUUGUGUCUAUGGUAAUACCUCUUGAGUGGAAUGGAUGGAACGUCCCUCAGUGAGGGACUGCAUGGCUUUAUGGAUUGUACUCUUUACUCACCCGAUUUUCGCACUUAGUUAUGCUGGGAUCUUUCUUCCAACCGCCAAACAAAUCUCAUCCGCACGCUAUACCUCACCGCCAUCCUCCGCCAAUCCCGCUCCUUUUUCGAUACCCAUAAUGCAGGCGAACUCUCAUCCCGCCUCACCUCUGAUAUGGACCUUAUCCAGAACGGGAUCGGGGAAAAAGUCGGCAUGUUUGUGCAGGCUUUCUGUACAUUGAUUGCGGCUCUCGUGAUUGCUUUUGUGCAGAGUUGGAGGGUUACCUUGGUCCUGUGUGGAUUGUUUCCCUUAAUGGGGGCAUGUAAUGUUAUAUGUAAUCGGAUGGCUGCGAGGUAUGGUAUUGGAGCCCUGAAAGCGUAUGCGGAGGCAAAUAACGUUGUGGAAGAAGCGUUAUCAUCCAUUCGCACUGUCAUGUCCCUUGGCGCAGAACAGCGCGCCGUGGGCGACUUUACAGAACGUCUCGAAACGGCUGAGCACCUUGGCUCUCGCAAAGCAAAAGCACAAGGCCUAGGCACAGGAGGUGUCCAACUGUGCAUGUACCUUGCCUACUCUAUUGCCUUUUUUUACGGGAGUUUUUUGAUUGUUGGUGGAGAGCUCACACCAGGUCGCCUUGUUGCGGUGUACUUUGCCUUGGUGAUUGGAACUAUGAGAAUGAGCAGCAUUGCACCCGAAAUUGCGGCAUUCGGCAAUGCAUGUUCUGCCGCAUACGCCAUCUUCCACUUGAUUGAUCGCGAACCCGAUAUUGCCAGACCGCGCGAUCCGACAGCAGAGCCUCUCCGACCGGGUACCAUCGUCGGGCGUCUGUCGUUUGAAGGUGUUCAGUUCAAGUAUCCGUCGCGACCUGACGUGGUAGUGCUGGAUGACGUCUCGUUUCAAGUAGAGCCGGGCAAGACGGUGGCCCUUGUUGGCCAGAGUGGAAGUGGAAAGUCGACCAUUGUUGCGCUCCUCGAGCGAUGGUAUGAACCUUUAGCCGGCAAAGUAUCUGUCGACGGCCAUGAGCUCCGAGACCUGGACAUGACAUGGUGGCGCCAACAGAUCGGAUUCGUCUCUCAAGAGCCUGUCCUUUUCGACCUUACCAUCUCUGAAAACGUUGCCCUGGGGGCUCCAGCCGACACAACACCCAGCGAGGAGGAUAUUAUCCAAGCAUGCAAAAUGGCCAACGCACACACAUUCAUCGAAAAGCUCCCGGAUGGGUACAAUACCCUUGUAGGCGAACGUGGGGCCCUCCUGAGCGGUGGGCAAAAACAGCGCAUUGCAAUAGCGCGGGCCUUGAUCCGCAACCCAAAGAUCCUCCUCCUAGAUGAAGCCACAAGCGCUCUAGACAGUACAAGUGAAAAGCUCGUCCAAGACGCGCUCGAACGCGCCUCUAUUGGGAGAACGACAGUGGUUGUCGCGCAUCGGCUGAGUACCAUUCGAAAUGCCGAUACCAUUAUCGUCAUGAACAAGGGUCACAUUAUCGAGGAAGGCAAUCAUCGAAUGCUCGUGGAGCGGAAUGGGGUGUAUAAGCGGUUGGUGGAUAUGCAGCAAGUAGCGAUGGAUGCGCAAGAGGACGACGACAAAAAAGUCCCGGUCGACUAUCCUAACAUUGAAAGUGACGAUCAGGUCGAAUCAGAACCCACCCGAAAUGACGAACCCGACCUUGAAAAGGGUUCUAUAGCCAUUUCAGAAGUGUCACCCCACACCAAGGCUUUUUACAGCCGUAUCCUCGCCCUACACCGUCCCGAGCUCUCACUGGUGACCGCCGGAGUCAUUUGUGCCAUUCUAGGAGGCGCCAUCUUCCCGACAUACGCCGUUCUCUACGGCUAUAUUUUACAAGUCUUUACCCUCACCGACUUGUCCGAAAUGCGUCGACAAGCCAACCACUGGGCAGCCGGGUUCUUGGUUAUUGCCGUGGUAGCUGGCAUCGCCAACUAUGGCGUGCACGCACUCUUUGGAUGUACUGGCGAACGUGUUACCUCUCGUCUACGCUCCAUGACAUUUGCUGCGAUGCUCAAACAAGAGCCAGGAUGGUUUGAUCGAGAGGAAAAUCGGACAGGAGUGCUUGUGAGUCGUAUCGCAUCUGACACGGCCCGGGUUAAUGUCCUUGUCGGCUCGGUCAUGGGGACUUUGGUGCAGUUGUUUGUGAAUAUCUUUGGAGGGCUGGUUGUUGCUUUUGUGACAAGCUGGAAGGUCACAGUCGUGACGAUGACCUGUAUUCCGUUAUUGAUCUUUGCUGGCAUGAUGCAAAUGGCGUCUUUGAAAGGCUUUGGCACAAAGACCAAAAAAGCCCACCAAAAGGCCGCCCAUGUCGCCAUCCAAGCCAUGCAACACCACGGCACGGUUCAAUCCCUUGGUCGCGAAACCACAUUUUUGGACAAAUACAAUGACGCUCUUGCGGAACCGAUUGCUGCUGCCCAUCGACAGGCAUAUGUCACAGGGUUGGGGUAUGCGGCUUCGAAUGGGUUAGGGUUUUUGGCGAAUGCUUUGGCAUUUUGGUACGGGGGGACAUUGUUUGCGAAGCGGGAGAUUGAUAUGCGACAAAUGUUUACAGUGAUGAUUGCUACCGUUUUUGGAUCCAUGGCGAGUGGACGUGCGAGCGGCUUUGCACCUGAUAUUGCGAAAGCUAAACACUCUGCGCGAGACCUUUUCUCCGUCCUAGACCGCCACCCGCGCAUUGACGCUUCUCUCCCCGGCACAUCCCCCACCUCGCUGCCAUCUUAUCACAUCUCCUUGCGCAAUGUUUGGUUCGCCUACCCAACACGCCCAACUCAAAUGGUCCUGCGAGGCCUAGAUCUGGACAUUGAACCUGGAACGACGGUGGCGCUUGUAGGUGGGAGUGGGAGUGGAAAGAGUACAAUUGUUGGACUACUUGAACGGUUCUACGAUCCCCUUCACGGCGAUAUUUUGGUUGAUGGGCACCCGCUUGCCUCUUUGGAUCUCCCGUCCUGGCGCCAACAGAUUGGCUAUGUGGGACAAGAACCCAUUCUCUUUGACACGUCCAUCCGCGACAAUAUCACGUACGGCUCCGGGCCCGUCUCCGACGAAGUCCUUCUUUCCGCCGCAGAGAAAGCCAACGUCCACGAAUUCGUGUCUGCUCUCCCACUUGGGUAUGACACGCGCGUUGGAAGCAAAGCAACUCAACUCUCUGGUGGACAGCGCCAACGUAUCGCUAUUGCGCGUGCAUUGAUCCGAAACCCCCGUAUCCUCCUCUUGGAUGAAGCGACCUCUGCUUUGGACUCGCAUUCUGAGAAAUUGGUUCAAGAAGCUCUGGAUCGGGUCAUGCAUGGUCGGACCGCAAUUGUCGUUGCGCACCGUCUGAGUACGAUUCAAAAUGCUGACAAGAUUGUGGUUAUGGACUCUGGUGCGGUUGUUGAAGUUGGAACGCAUUCGGAAUUGGUGGCGUUAGGGGGUGUUUAUAAGGAGUUGGUUGGGAUGCAGAGUCUGGAUGUAUAAUUUGGUUGGCUUUGUUUGAGUGGAGUGGACGAUGAUAAAUUAAUUACGAUGAUGGACGUAGGUUUGAGAAAAGCUAAGCAAUGCAUAUGCAUUCAGGCGUAGAAUAACGAGUGUAUAGGUAAACGUGCGCUGGAUGCGCUUGACAUUUUUGAGGUAGGUAAUUGGAUACCUGGGCCGUUGAGAGACUACAAGUAUAUAGAAUGUGUUUCCGAUUUACUGAUGAAUGAAAGGAUACUUGCUUGCAAUUUGCUAAAUGCACUUAUUUCUGGUGCCCGGUAUGUGACGCUAGCAUCCAGCGCCAAUGCAGGCGUAACAUGGAAAAUGGUGAUCCCGAUCCACGCACCCGCGAAAGAAAGGAGGACGAUGACCCACUGCAACUCAUUCAGUCACUUGUGCACAUCAAUAGCAGCUUGUCUACAUAUGGCAUGCAAUGCCUCCUGCAUGAUGAAACAGACAUCAAUGUCUCCGAACAAACAAGACCAGCGCUAUGUUCAUACCCUCGAGUUUGGUAGCUAUUAGCCAUUACAGACUAGACCUUAUGGAAAUACAUGUUGCUAGUUGCCAACAGCACACAUAACAAAUGGUUAAAAUUGUUAAAAUGGGUAAAUUGAGAAUUUCGGGACAAAAAGAUGUUUUGGGUAUUCCUACUAAAGAAGAUACAAUGGAGGGUUCAGCAUGCUAGU